GCCUCCGCAUGGGGAACGCCAUCAGGGCCCUCGUGGCCUUCAUCCCUGCUGAGCGCUGCCAGAACUAUGUGGUCAGAGACCUCCAAGAGAUGCCGCUGGACAGGAUGGUGGACCUCAGUGGGAGCCAGCUGCGCCGCUGCCCUGUGCACGUGUGCUCCUUCAGGGAGCUGGUCAAGCUCUACCUGAGUGACAACCACCUCAACAGCCUGCCUCCAGAGCUGGGGCAGCUGCAGAACCUGCAGAUCCUGGCCUUGGACUUCAACAACUUCCGGGCUCUGCCCCAGGUGGUGUGCACCUUGAAACAGCUCUGCAUCCUCUAUCUGGGCAACAACAAACUCUGCGACCUCCCCAGUGAGCUGAGCCUGCUCCAGAACCUCCAGACCCUGUGGAUCGAGGCCAACUACCUCACCCAGCUGCCGGACGUGGUCUGCAAGCUGAGUCUCCUUAAGACUCUGCAUGCCGGCUCUAAUGCCCUGCGUCUGCUGCCAGGCCAGCUCCGGCGCCUCCAGGAGCUGAGGACCAUCUGGCUCUCAGGCAACCUGCUGACCAAUUUCCCCCCUGUGCUGCUUCACAUGCCUUUCCUGGAGGUGAUCGAUGUGGAUCGGAACAACAUCCGGUACUUCCCCAGCCUGGCCCACCUGUCAAGCCUGAAGCUGGUCAUCUAUGACCACAAUCCUUGCAGGAACGCACCCAAAGUGGCCAAAGGUGUGCGCCGUGUGGGAAGAUGGGCAGAGGAGACACCAGAACCUGACCCCAGAAAAGCCCGGCGUUAUGCGCUGGUCAGAGAGGAAAGCCAGGAGCUACAGGCACCUGCCCCAUCUCCCCCAGCCCCUCCUAGCAGCUCCUGAGGAGCUUUACUUAUAGGCCAGUGACAAAUACGUUCCAGAGACCUCUCCAUUAGAGUGGAAAGUAUUGCUCUGGGUCCUCUGGGGUGGCCCUGCCAGUAGGGGCUGAUGGAGAGCUAGGUAAAAUGCCAUAGCCACAUCACACGGAGAAGAAAACAUUUCUGGCCAACAGCAUCUCUCCAGAGGGAAGUUGUCAUGCUAUUGGUGGCAUAGCAACCCAGAGUGAUCAUGACUUCUAAGAAAAUGGCUUCUCCAAGCAGUUUUUGAAAUAGUGAAGAGGAAAGGCCGGGGCACUUUGGCCCAGAGUGGCUGGUCAUGAGGCUCAUGACCUCUUCAAAUAAGGUAUUUGUUGUAGAACUAAGUGUUCAGGGGGCCUGCCCCUUUGCAAGAUAUAUAUUCUUUCCUAUGAAUGACCACAAAGAAUAUCAAAGUAUUGUUACUGAUUCAGGCCACUGAAAAGGAUAUUUCUACCUAGUCCAUCAGUCAGAUUCACAGAAAAAAGGCUUUUUGUUGCAAAGG
This is a messenger RNA of Microcebus murinus (gray mouse lemur), 1364 nucleotides long. RefSeq names its product leucine rich repeat containing 10 (gene LRRC10). Gene Ontology annotation, cellular component: cytoplasm. The record is from RefSeq and is a predicted model, not a curated record. Gene Ontology annotation, molecular function: protein binding. Lineage: Eukaryota; Metazoa; Chordata; Mammalia; Primates; Cheirogaleidae.